UUGGUACAGUCCAAAGGGUUGUCAGGUUAAAAAGUCAGGAGUUCUCUGUUUGCUGUAGUGCUUCUGUGUGUGUUUGCAUGAGAGAUCAAAAACCCGUAGAGCAAAGCCAAUCCAGACAUAGUGCCAUGAGUUCUACUACUUCAGUAAAACCCUUCAAAGACCAAAAGUAUGAAGACCUCAAGCAGGAGUGCCUUGAACAAAGGAAGCUCUUUGAAGACCCUGAAUUUCCAGCUUCUGAUGCAUCUCUCUUCUACAGCGGUCCUCCACCGGGCAAAGUGGAAUGGAAACGCCCCAAGGAGCUCUGCGAAGAUCCUCACUUGUUUGUAAAUGGAAUCAGCUCCCAUGACUUGCAUCAAGGACAACUGGGGAACUGUUGGUUCGUGGCUGCCUGUUCUUGCCUGGCUCUUCGGAAGAAGCUCUGGCAAAAGGUCAUCCCAAAUGUUGAGGAACAGGAUUGGGACCAAAAGAAGCCAGAGCAAUACACAGGCAUGUUUCACUUCCGUUUCUGGUGUUUUGGAGAAUGGAUUGAUGUGGUCGUAGAUGACCGGCUGCCAACCAUGAACAAAAAGCUGCUCUUCUGCUCUUCUAAGGCCCACAAUGAAUUCUGGUGUGCGCUCCUGGAGAAAGCUUAUGCCAAGAUGGCUGGAUGUUAUGAAGCCUUGGACAACGGCAGUGCUGCAGAGGCAAUUGUUGAUUUCACAGGAGCAGUUGCUGAAUCCAUUGACUUGGUUGAAAGCGGAUAUACCCAUGACAUAAUUGAGCAGGCCAAACUCUUUGGAGACUUGCUGAAAGUUCAACGAAGGGGUGGAUUGAUCAGCUGUUCCAUCAGGGCUCUGUCGUCCAGUGAUUUUGAGUCCGAGACCAAGACGGGUUUGGUCAAGACCCAUGCCUACUCAGUGACAGCAGUCCUGAAGAUGAACCUUGGAGAGAAGCGUCUGUCGUGCGCAAAGUCUGAGAAACUUUUCAUGAUCAGGUUGAGGAAUCCCUGGGGGGAAAAAGAAUGGAACGGUGCUUGGAGUGACAAGUCAGAGGAAUGGAAAAAAGUGAGCAAAGCUGAACGCGAGAAAUUAGGACUCACUAUUGAAAACGAUGGAGAGUUCUGGAUGACAUUUGAAGACUGGUGCAAAAACUUCACUGACGUUGAUAUCUGUCGGAUUGUGAACACAUCCCAUUUUAGCAUCCAUAAGACUUGGGAAAAGAAAAUGAUGCGUGGUCGGUGGACCAAGAACCCAGACCCUCUGUUAAACCGCUCCGGGGGAUGUUCAAAUAACAAAGACACCUUUUUACAAAACCCACAGUAUGUCUUUGACGUCAAGAAGGCUGAGGACAAAGUGUUGAUCUCGCUGCAGCAGAAGGACAAACGCAUUCACAAGAAAGAAGGGACAGGCUAUCACUUCUCGAUGGGCUUUGAAAUCUUCAAGGUGGAGGACAACAGAAAAUACCGAAUGCCUUCACUGCAAAUUCAAGAGAAGGUUGUCACUUCCACGUACAUUGACAAUCGCAUGAUAUAUUUGAAGGUGCUUCUCAAGAAAGGCAGAUAUGUCCUGAUCCCAACCACCUUCAGUCCUGGCAUUGAAGAUGAGUUCAUUCUGAGGAUGUUCACAGAUGUGCCAUCAGAGCUCAGAGAACUCAAAAUGUAUAAACCUAGGCUAACUUGCCUGGAUAUGCUCUUUGGUGUCCCUCGGAGGGUGUCUCAAAUUAAAAUCCACUCGGUGGAGGAUCUCCAAAGUCAAGACAGUCAUGGUGGAGCAAAUCCCUAUGUAAUCAUCGAGUGUGAGAACAGGAAAGUCCGGUCUCCCGUGCAGAAAGGCACAGUCAAUGCUGUGUUCAAUACACAAGCCAUUUUCUACCGAAGAAACAUUCGGCGUCCUAUUACUGUCCAGGUUUGGCAUAGCAAGAUCUUGAGCAACCGGUUCCUGGGACAAGUUCAGAUGACAGCCUCACCAGAUGACCUCAGAGGAGUUCAGAAGCUCCGACUCCGGGGGAGAGGCAGGCGCGAAGCAGACGAGAUGCCAGGUUGCGUCACCGUCAAGGUCCUUUCCAGUGAUGCCCUUGCGGAGCUAUGAACAGCGAAGGCUGACAGGCCCAGACGAGGCUGUCACUUCGCAGCAAGGGACGUCGCUUGUCUCCUCAGUGGGAAUGAAGUGAGAACGUUGAUCGGCACGUCGGCCUGAAUGGCUUUAAAAAUAGCCUUCGUGGGUUGUUGCGGCUGGAUUCUACCUGAGCAACAAGAAAUUGCUCAAAAGAGAGGACAGGAGGGAACAAAGCAAGAGUCCAUCCCAUGGUUCCACCUCCUUUUCCCCACCCACCACUCAUUUCAUGAUUUCCCAUCUUUUGUACAGUGACUCCUCUCCUUAAGGCUUAGUUACCGACAGUGCGAGCUUUAAGCUUAAAAUCUGCUGGCGUUUUCUUUGUUUUUGGAUUUUCCACUCAGCCCUUUUUCCUUUGGUCCUGACCCUUUGCCUUCAGGAAAGGAAAAGAACCUCUCAUGCAAGCACUGAGUCAUUACUUACUCUUGGAGGGACACCAGCUUUCACUGACGUUUUCUUGGCAGGCCUUGUAGCGGGGUGGUUUGCCGUUGCCUUCCCCGGCCGUUAUUACCUUUCCCCCACCUAGCUGGGUACUCAUUUUACCGACCUCGGGAGGAUGGAAGGUUGAGUCAACCCGAGCUGGCUGCCUGAAACCAGCUUCCGCUGGGAUCGAACUCAGGCCGUGGGGAGAGUUUCAGCUGCAGAAACUGCUGCUUUACUGCUCUGCGCCACACGAGGCCUUCAGCUUUGCCCACAAAAGUGGCCCCCAGAUAGACCUUUGGUGCCUUUGGGGUCAUUUUUGUUAGAAAAUUGAAAUUUCAUGGGGAUGGGUGGGACUUCCACAACCAAGACUUCGCAUAUUGAUUCAGUGGAACUGGGUUUUUUUUGGGGGGGGGGGACUCAUAUAUAAAUGCCACGCUCUGAUUGUCAUUAAUCGCUCUGUUGCUGCCACUGCUGCUAACCCCUAAUGCCUUUUCUUUGCCUCAUUAAAUAUCCCUGCAACAGUCAAAGUAGCUGCUGUAUUUUGACACGUAGGAGGACAAAUCCCAUGACGAGAGGAUCAAAAUUCACGAACGCUACACGCAAAGCUUGCGAUUCCUGUUUUGCAGUUUGGCAAAUAGAACCAGAGGCUCACAUCCACACUGGCAAACGUCAUUUACCUUCCAACUGAACCAGCUUAAUUGCUUAAUUUAGCAGAGCUCCCUGACAGUUAAAAAGGGUUAGAAAAGCUAACGGUACAUAUGUAGAGAAGCAAAUGUCUGUACUCUUUACACUUUCGCUCCUGUGGUCAAAAGCAAUGUGUUAGCAGGCAGGAGACUUCAUACAAUAUAUUCUAGUAAUAGUAGUAAUACAACCUUUAUAUAAUGCAUUUUAUAAGUUCAGAAUACUUCACAUAUAUUCUCUUUACAAGAGCCCUGGCAGGGGGGCAGGCUAUUAUUAUCUCUUUGCUCGCGGGUUUUCUAGAUGAACAUGAAGGGCUUUGCCAAGUCAUGCUGUCUUUUACCGAUUCAGAAAGUUCCUGACUAUUGAACACGUUUUAAGUAUGACUGUUUUCUGGAUGUUGAUGUGGAUGUAUUGGCAAGCCCAGUUUCUCAAGGCCUUUGGUAAAAAAAUAUAUAAUGUGAAGCCACAUGUGAAGACUAACAGAAUAAUUGUACCUUUUUCCUGUUGCCAUAGUUCUUUUGGGGGCUAUUAGUCUUUGUUCUGUUAACAUGUCCAUUAGGUGUGUGUGUGUGUGGGGGGGUAGAUUUCCAGAAAUAGUAUGGAAAUGUUCUGUUCAGUAUCCUGAUGCUAUUGUUAUGAGUUGUGGGCUUUUAUAGUAACAACGCAUAACAUUACGAUUCAUUUCAUCUGACCAAGCUAAGUGUUGCCUUGGGUGUCCCGCCUUGGUGGUUGCCUGUGGAACCAGCAAAACACAUGUGUGGGAGUUUGGGUGGAGAAGAGAAGAUUAAGGGGAGACAUGAUAGUGCUCUUCAAAUACUUGAAAGGUUGUCACACAGAGGAGGGCCAGGAUCUCUUCUCGAUCCUCCCAAAGUGCAGAACACGGAAUAACGGGCUCAAGCAGCACAGCAAUAGAACCAAUAACUUUGGGAGGUUGUGGGCUCUCCCACACUAGAGGCUUUCAAGAGGCAGCUGGACAGGCAUCUAUCAGGGAUGCUUUAAGGUGGAUUCCUGCACUGAGCAGGGGAUUGGCGUUGAUGGCCUUAGAGGCCCCUUCCAACUCUACUAUUCUAUGAUCCUAUGGGUGGUUAUUCUUGUUUUCCUUAUUCAUUGCCUGUUCAUUUCCAUUUUGGCCAACUGUUAGGUUCAUGCAGCAUUCUCGGCCUUGGUGUUGCCCAUUCAAAGCUUUUGUUCUAGUUUUUGUAACCAUUCUUUCACAAUAACAGGGUGGUUAGCCCUGACUAGUGGUGUUUGGCUAGGGUCCACGACUAUGUUAUAAUUCUGAGCCUUCUGUGAAGAGACACCAGGACAAAUUAUACCACACAAUCCACAAAACACUCAUGGGAUGGAUUUCAGAAAAUCUGGACAUCCUUCCCUCUAAUACUCUGAACCAACCUGCUAGCCAUAUAGGGCGACUCAUCAGGGAACUGAUAAACUCUCCCAUUUCUGAAAUUUAUUUGAGGCCAUCAAAAUGUGGGGAGGUUUCUGGCAGGCCACAGUAUCAAGCUGAGGUGGCAGGUUCUCAUGAUUCUUGGAUCCUGAGUUAUGGGAGCUCAGGGGUGGUGACCAUUUCAGCACAGGACGAGCAUGAAGACACUUUGAAUGUUCUUUUUUUAAAAUGAAAUCUGACAUUUCUCAUUUGGGGAUGCUGUUAGAUCCAGCACUGUCACUGGAUGCACAGGCAGCCUUGGUGACAUGGAGCACCUUUUAACAGCUUAGGGUGAAAUUCCAGCUACGAUCCCUAUCUGGGCAGAGAUAGCCUAGCUAGUUAUCCAGGCUCUGGUAACCUCUCACCUGGAUUAGUGCUACAUGGGGCUGCUUUGAAAAUGGUCUGGAAAUGUCAGCUGGUCCAAAAUAGUGCAGCAAAGUUUUUAACGGAGACUGGCCAACGUGGUCAUAUAUUGUUCUACUGCUUUAGGAUCUAUCCUAGCUGCCACUCCAUAUCUGGACCAAUUUCAACAUUCUAGUACUCACUUUCAAAACCCUUCAGGCUUGGGGCCAGGUUACCUGAAGGGCCAUUUCCUUCCAUACAUACCUUGUCCACAUUGCACGAGGAUGGCCCUCAGAUGAUCUUCAGUGGCCCGCCUUCAAAGUGCCACCUCCGAAUGAAUUAAGGCAGGUGGAUACUAAGGAGAGGCUUUUUCAGUCGUGGCACCCUAGUUGCGGAAUCUUCUCCCCAGAGGGGCUUUCCUGACCCUACAUUAUGGUCAUCUCAGCACCAAGUGGAGGCCUUUUUAUUUUCCAGGCUUUUUAGACUGUGUUGUGUUAGUGCAUUUUUAGACCUUUGUUCUGCUGUUCACUUCUGUUUUAGUUACUACUUCAGUUUUAUCCUUUUUUCAACAUAUGGUUUUGUAUUACAUUUUACUAUGUAAUUCUAUUUUAUGGUCUUGUAAAUCGUCCAUAGAAUCUCAGCGGAUGGGUGGUUUAGUAAUGCAAAAAUGAAUAAAUAAAUUCUAUCUCGUCUGCACUGCAUCACGCUCUUUGCUAUCUGAUUUCAAUAUGGGUUUAGUUUGG
Messenger RNA from Elgaria multicarinata webbii, 5705 nucleotides. RefSeq names its product calpain 6 (gene CAPN6). NCBI's taxonomy places the organism in Eukaryota, Metazoa, Chordata, Lepidosauria, Squamata, Anguidae. Gene Ontology annotation, biological process: proteolysis. Gene Ontology annotation, molecular function: calcium-dependent cysteine-type endopeptidase activity. The transcript is spliced from 13 exons. Gene Ontology annotation, cellular component: cytoplasm. The record is from RefSeq and is a predicted model, not a curated record. The coding region runs from base 78 to 2066 and encodes 662 amino acids.